Molecule: messenger RNA, 1330 nt
Organism: Melampsora larici-populina 98AG31
Lineage: Eukaryota; Fungi; Basidiomycota; Pucciniomycetes; Pucciniales; Melampsoraceae
Exons: 5
Coding region: 298-1158 (286 amino acids)
Source: RefSeq, a predicted model, not a curated record
GUGGACAUGAUUUAACGAUUCCAACCUUCACAUGGCACUUUGCCUUUUCCAGUGAAUCUCGCAGCCCUCGUAUGCCUACAGGCAGAAUUUUCAUCUUUUCCCAAGUCGCAAACCCUUGUUCUGCACAAUUUGACCAGUCCCCUUUUGCUCGCUUUUGGUUGGUCAAGAGUCUGGUGCUUCUCAUAUGCGGCGCCCCCCACAGCUUUCCGAUUGGAUCCCCAGCGGCAACCCAGUUCUACAAAUUAUAACUAUCGCAGAUUUUUGGGACCCAAACUUUUCAAUAUCAGCAAUAUCGCGAUGUACAUCAUCCCGCUUCUCUACAUUUUACCUUUCACGAUAAUCAACGCCAAGAAUGUACAUGAGAUCCGUCGUGUCUGGGCGCUGUGUGUUCAAACGCAUGAAAUGCUAACAUCAUUACAGAGAGAAUCAGAAAAUUCUUCCGAAGUUACCGAUCUUACCAAUCGUCUUCAAUCAGAUAUGCUUCGGCGACUAGGCACUCUUCAAGCCCUCGGCGAGGACAUCUUGCUUAAUUCACGAUACAUCUGUUUUGGGUUGACAAUCUGUCAAAUAAUCUUGUUAUGCGUCUUUUCUUCAGCAAGCUGGCGGAUCAUGAACACACUUUGGACACAAGUCAAAACGCUUCGGGAAUGCGCCACUCGUCGAUGCCUGUCGUCAUGUGCAGCUAACCAAAAACUUCGCGUGCCGACACCCACAUACGAAGAAUCAGCCGAUAGAACAGAAGUCUAUCAGCAAAAGUCGGUGUGGAACGCCGAAGUGACUGACUCGUUAUGGCAAUCCAGUCUGUUUGAAGAUCGCCGAGAAGAUUGGGAAAAGGUUGAUGAGAUGAUGCUGAAACAGAAACAUGAUUGCCUACGUCGUUAUGCUUUCAACGCUCUAUGUCAAGCAAUCUUGAUCAUCGUGACUACAUCUGCGUUUCUUGCCCUUACCAUUAUUACGCUCACUAAUGCCCUAGAUGUUCCUCGUCGUACUCGACUCUUGGAUUUGCAAGUGAUCAUGAUCGUAUGGCACAACGUCAUCUGGAAUUGCGGAUUGGGUAUCUCUUUAGGCGUAGUUUCGUGCGUCGUGGUCUUUUCGCCUACACCGUCACCAAUAACGGAGGAACACGCUCUCAGGCGCUGUGAAAGCGAUAGUUUCUGAUAUCUUUUUGGAGGCUGCCAGAUUUCCAAUCCUCCAAUCAGUCGUUUACUGGGGCGCUCGGUUAUCUCGCCACCAUCAUGUCAACGCAUGAAUAGCCUUGUUUUUAUCUAAAAAAAUUCUUGUAGUCUCUUGGUCAUAUGAAACACGGCACUCUGCCUAACACAAUCAUUGU